UGAUUGUUAUCAUAAUUAACUAUUUAGCUGGAUUCCUCAAAACGUAAUUGAGCUGUUUCUUCUCUAUAUAUAAUAAUGUCUCAGCAGCAGCAAAAUCUUCAUGAGGUUUUGCAAUCUCUGCAGAAACCAGAUUUCAAAUCAUUCUCAAUAAGACAAUAUGUUCUUGCUUAUCGUCAGAAAGAUUUCUUCCACAACUGGCCAUUUCCAGAAAAGUACUUGCAGAUGUGUCUAAGUCACGGUAUCAACGAUGCCUUGCCACCAUUUGAACCCCACCAUAUAGCUAUUGAAUCUAUUAGAGGUCUUAGGCGUUUGAAUUGUUCCCGACAAAGUAAACAAAGUAUAGCUAGUCCCGUCCAUAGAAUUCAUCAAACCACUGUAGACCAGGAGGCUAUUUCGAAAGAGGAAUGCAAUUUGAUCAAGGCUGACGAAACAGUAUCCAAUAUUUGUGGUGACGCCAAAGAGGAUCGCCAUCUAUCUCUUUCUAGCAAUACGUGUGAGCAUGAAGACAAUGAUAAUCACCUCAUUUCUGAUGUUACUUCUAGUAUCAUAGUUUCCAAAAAUCAACCUUCUGCUGCCAUGUCAGGAUCGCUCCUCCAUGAUCAUCAGUGCAAUGAGACAAUGAAUUCGACCAAGAGGCUGAGAGUUAAGCGAAGAAGGCAUAAGGGAAGGCACAAGAAGAAAUCAGUUGUUGAUAUAUUAUCUGUCGCUAAGCCUUGUACAUACGAGGAUCCGUUAAAGAUGAAAAAUUUGUAUUGUGGUUUGAGCAAGCCCGAUGAGCGCAUGGUUGAAGAAAUUGAAGAGGUGACUGAUAUGGAGAAGUCCGAGCUAACGGAGGAUUGCUUAAAUUAUAAGCUUCACACAGGCAAUUGUGAAGGUGAUAUCGAUACGCUAAAUGGAAAAGAACGGAUAGCGAAUCUCAAGUUCAGUGGCUGCAGUUCAAACUCCUGUAAUAUGGAUCCAGAGAAAAAUGAAAAACAAAUGCAUAACUAACGGUUCCAGGUUGCAAUCAUCUGCAUCAUCAGUCUCCAAGUCAAAUGUAGCGCGAUCGAAUUCAUAACUCGAAAGAGAUGAUGGGGAGACUAACUCAUACCCGUUGGUUUAUGUGACGCGAUCUCGUUUUUAGUAGCACCUGAUAUCCCAGUUUUUCUAAGUAGAUUUUGUUCUUAGAAUUCACAAUUCCUAGUUAGAGAAGGAUAGUAGGAAAUAGGGUAGCAAUUACAUACAUGUACCAUUAGUGU
Molecule: messenger RNA, 1238 nt
Organism: Morus notabilis
Lineage: Eukaryota; Viridiplantae; Streptophyta; Magnoliopsida; Rosales; Moraceae
Exons: 3
Coding region: 76-990 (304 amino acids)
Source: RefSeq, a predicted model, not a curated record